This is a messenger RNA of Musa acuminata AAA Group (dessert banana), 4023 nucleotides long. Its product is annotated as probably inactive leucine-rich repeat receptor-like protein kinase At3g28040. The record is from RefSeq and is a predicted model, not a curated record. NCBI's taxonomy places the organism in Eukaryota, Viridiplantae, Streptophyta, Magnoliopsida, Zingiberales, Musaceae. The transcript is spliced from 2 exons. Gene Ontology annotation, molecular function: protein kinase activity; protein binding; ATP binding. Gene Ontology annotation, biological process: protein phosphorylation. The coding region runs from base 867 to 3878 and encodes 1003 amino acids.
AGUACCAAGUAGUGAUGUUUAGGUGUUCAGUGUGAUGACUAGCUACCACUCGAGAGCUUAAUUUUCUCGCACUUCGAUCUGCAGUCAGAAAGCUACAGCUUUGAGAAGUGCUUUUGGAUUGUCCAGUUGCUGGUUUCAAAACAUUUUGGCACGCAAGUUCGAAAGCUACAGCUUUGAGCUCACAUAUAUGGUUGAUUUCUUCCGAUGCAGAGAUAUGUGGAUGUGACAUCUGCUUCGUCUCAUGUACAGGGUUGAGAUGUCUCGUACACAACUCAUCAAUCCUUCGUAGAAGAGCUCAAUUCGCGGGCAUCAUUACAAGAUGAAAUGUAUAACUCAUCUGUAUGAGUUCCAGAUUGUUUGGCUCACUCAUGGCCUUCUCGAUGGACGGCUAUAUCUGAUCUGAUACGAAUCAGACAUCCCCGGGAGAGCUGCGUGGGUAAACAAGCAUCAAGAUGUCAGUGGUGUAUGGAUGCUCAAAGCAUCCUCUUCGACCAACGUCUGGAGCAUCUUCUUUUUAUUCUCCCAUGGUGUAUAUGAUUUGUAGUGCCAUGUCGCGACGCAGCUAUGCAAGCAAAAUUUGGGAAGGGGUCGCGCCCUUCCUUGCUCACAGAAGCUAGCGGACAUGGACGCAACAGUCCCCGAUAACGUGACUCUCCUCUUCCUCGUCGCCUUUCCUGUAUUUUGGUGCUAUCCUUCCAUCAAUUCCAAGUGUGUGCUGUAACAUAACACUCGGAUGCCUCAGUUCCUGAAUCCAACCAGCCGGCAGAAGAAGACAGCCGAAGUCAGUCCAAGAAACGCACAGGUAGGUAGAUUGGUCCAUAGAUACAUAGCAGCAGCGGCUGCAGCUGCUGCUGCUUGCGGCAAAGAUGAUGAUGGUGAUGAGAUUCACUGACUUCCUCCUCCUCCAAAUCCUUGUAGCGGUAGUCGCCUGCGCCGUGGACCUGCCGGCGCCGCUGAACGACGAGGUGCUGGGCCUCGUCGUCUUCAAGGCGGCGCUGGAGGACCCGACGGCGGCGCUGGCGUCGUGGAACGAGGACGACUCCACCCCAUGCAGCUGGGCGCAUGUCGAGUGCGACCCGGCCACGUCCCGGGUGAGCCGCCUCGCCCUUGACUCGCUCUCCCUCUCUGGGCCUCUUCCCCGUGGCCUCGACCGCCUCCCCGCCCUCGUCGCCCUCUCCCUCUCCAAUAACAACCUCUCCGGGCCAAUCCUGCCGGGCCUCUCCCUCCUCCCCGCCCUCCACUCCCUCGACCUCAGCCGCAACGCUUUCUCCGGUGGCUUACCCGACGACCUCGCCCGCCUGCCCUCCAUCCGCUCCCUUGACCUCUCCUCCAACGCCCUCUCCGGCCCCCUCCUCAGCUCCAUCUUCUCCAAUGCCACAUGCGGCACCCUCCGCUUCCUUUCGCUCGCGAGCAACCGCCUCGAGGGCCCCUUGCCUGCCGCAUUGUCCCGCUGCUCCUUCCUCCUCCAGCUCGACCUCUCCGGCAACCGGCUCUCCGGCGCGACGGACUUCGCCACGGGCCUCUGGUCCCUCUCCCGGCUGCGAGUGCUGGACCUCUCUCUUAAUUCUUUCUCCGGAGGAGUCCCUGAGGGGAUCGCGCGCCUGCAUACCCUUAAGAGCCUCCACCUGAACGGCAAUCGGUUCUCGGGGCCCAUCCCGGCCGGCGUCGGUCUCUGCCCGCAUCUCAGCAGCUUGGAUUUGAGCUACAACUCGUUCGUCGGAGCCCUUCCGAGUUCCAUGCGUUACCUCCAUUCUCUGACAUCUCUCAGCUUGUCGAACAACCGGCUAUCCGGCGACAUUCCGUCGUGGAUCGGCAACUUGACAGCCAUCCAGCACUUGGACUUAUCCGACAACAAGCUCACCGGAAACCUGCCGUCUUCGCUCGGCGGCCUCACAGAUCUGAAUUAUCUGAGCCUAACCAAUAACAUGCUCACCGGAGCCAUCCCCGACUCGAUCGCAGGAUGCACGAAGCUCACCGAGCUCCAUCUGAAGGGGAACGACCUCGAUGGCAGCAUCCCGAAGGGGCUGUUCGAUCUGGGGCUACAGGUUCUCGACUUGUCAUCGAACGGGCUCACCGGAACAAUGCCGGCAGGGUCGACGUGGAUAUCGGAGACGCUGCAGUCACUGGAUCUAUCGGAUAAUAAGCUCACCGGCACCAUUCCGCCGGAGAUGGCGCUGUACUUUGGUCUUAGGUACUUGAACCUCUCAUGGAACGACUUCCGUACCCAGCUGCCGCCGGAGCUUGGCUUGUUUCGGAACCUGUCGGUGUUGGAUCUCCGCAGAAGCGCGUUGUAUGGGUCGAUCCCCGGAGAUCUUUGCGAGUCCGGUAGCCUGUCUGUUCUGCAACUGGACGGCAACUCUCUGACCGGCCCCAUCCCCGAGGAGAUCGGCAACUGCUCGUCCUUGUAUCUUCUGAGCUUUUCCCAUAACAGCUUAAACGGAUCGAUUCCGGCCUCCAUGGCCGAGCUAAAGAAGCUUGAAAUCCUCAAGCUGGAGUUCAACAACUUGAGCGGCGAGAUACCGCAGCAGCUCGGCCGCCUGGACAACCUCCUCGCCGUAAACAUAUCGCACAACCAGCUCGUCGGUCGGCUUCCGGUGGGAGGCGUAUUCCAGAGCCUAGACCAGAGCGCGCUGCAGGGCAACCUCGGCCUCUGCACUCCCCUGGUGGCGGAGCCAUGCAAGUUGAACGUCCCCAAGCCGUUGGUGCUCGACCCAUACGCUUACAUCAACGGCAACAACAACGACAACGACGUGCCCACCGUCGCGAACCCGGCGGCGUCGAUGCGGCACAGGAGGUUCCUCAGCGUGUCGUCGAUCGUCGCCAUCUCGGCUGCUCUCGUCAUAGUUCUCGGGGUGGUGGUGGUCACUCUGCUCAACAUUUCGGCUCGGAGGAGGAUUGGGCUCCUGGAGAACGCCUUGGAGAGCAUGUGCUCGAGCUCGACGAGAUCGACGGGACCUGCCGUGGGGAGGAUGGUGGUGUUUGGCCCCAGAAGCAGUCUGAGAUCGGAGGAUCUGGUUGGUGGCGCCGAGGCCUUACUGACCAAGGCGACCGAGCUAGGGAGGGGAGUCUUCGGCACGGUCUACCGAGCAUCGAUCGGAGGAGGAGGGACGAUCGCCGUCAAGAAGCUCUUGACGGCUAACAUAGUUCAGUACCAUGACGACUUCGAUCGCGAGGUUCGGAUACUGGGCAAGGUGAUGCACCCGAAUCUGGUGCAGCUGAAGGGCUACUACUGGACUCCUCAGCUGCAGCUACUGAUCUCAGACCACGCCCCCCACGGGAGCUUGCACGCCAGGCUUCACGAGAGGCCUGAGGCCAUACCACCUCUCUCCUGGGCGGAUCGCUUCAAGAUCGCGCUGGGGACGGCGAAGGGCAUCGCCCACUUGCACCAGUCGUUCCGCCCUCCCAUCGUCCACUACAACCUGAAGCCGACCAACAUACUCCUGGACGAGAAGUGCGAGCCCAAGAUCUCCGAUUUCGGGCUGGUGCGGCUGCUGCAGAAGCUCGACAAGCAAAUGAUCAGCAGCAGAUUCCAGAGUGCGAUGGGCUACAUGGCGCCGGAGCUGGCGUGCCAGAGCCUGAGGGUGAACGAGAAGUGCGACAUAUACGGCUUCGGGGUGCUGAUCCUGGAGCUGGUGACCGGGAAGAAGCCGGUGGAGUACGGAGAGGACGAUGUGGUGAUUCUGAUCGACCAUGUGAGGGCGUUCGUGGAACAGGGCAACGCGGUGGAGUGCGUCGACUCGAGCAUGGGGGAGUUCCCGGAGGAGGAGGUGCUGCCGGUGCUGAAGCUGGGGUUGGUUUGCACCUCUCAGAUACCGUCGAGUAGGCCUUCCAUGGCCGAGGUGGUUCAGAUACUGCAGGUGAUAAAAGCGCCGCUGUAGGGAGACCAAUGGAAAGCUUUCUGUCUGAGUUAGCGCUCGCUCUCCCUCUCCCUCUCUCCCAUUGACUUGUGAGGGAGACAUGCCGGUCUGUAUCACUUUCCCUUUUGCUGCUCGGCUAAUGCAACUAUUGGAUCGGUUGAUCAUA